Messenger RNA from Chilo suppressalis (striped riceborer), 2417 nucleotides. The record is from the annotation of a GenBank genome assembly. Lineage: Eukaryota; Metazoa; Arthropoda; Insecta; Lepidoptera; Crambidae.
GGAGUGUGGGAUCUAAAUGUUGGAAUUCUUAAUUAUUAUUUAUAUUUAAUAGUAUUAUAGUUUAGUAUACGUGUUGUUAUUUACCUUAGGAAUAUACAGUACUUUAUAUUGAUUGUUAAAAAAUGGAGGACAUCGAAGACACAGAUUAUGUUGCUUCAGAACAUGAUAUUUUGGUGAAAGCUAUAUCAAAACUGGACAAAACUCAACACAUCACGGAGCCAACUCGCAACGAACCUACUAUUGAUAACUCAGAAUUCCACUUACACAAGAGGUCUAAUGAAUUAGACCUCAGCAAUGUGGUUGAAGCUUUAGAAGGCACUGCUAUUCAUGUGAAAAUAGGGAAAAAGUUAAAAAAGAUUCAAAACAAAUCACAAGUUUUGAAAAAGCCAUUAGAGAAACCCCAGGCUGAGCGCAUAAAAAGAGCCAUAGGGUAUGAAGAGAAUAAAAAGAAAAUUGGCAGGUGGGAUCCUGUGGUGGCCCGUGCUCGCACUGUUGAUUAUGUUUCAUUUCCUAUAAAGCAUGUGUCUAAUAAGCUGCAGUCUACUGGAGAGUUCUUGUCAAAACUAAAGUUGAAAUCUGCACUUGAAAAAGAAUUAGAUGAAGUGGACCCACCUGCAGAAGUCAUGGAAGAAGACGAAGAAGAACAAACAUAUCCUAUGUCAUAUGAAGAGAUGAUAGAACAUAGGCAGCAUUCAGCAAAGCUAAGAGCACAAGAAUCAUAUAAAGCAGCAAAAGCUAAGAGACAAAGUAAAAUAAAGAGUAAAAAGUAUCAUAGAAUACUUAAGAAAGAAAAACUAAAGCAACAACUGAAAGAAUUUGAGGACUUACAAAAGAAAAACCCUGAGGAGGCUUUACAGAAACUGGAGGCCUUGGAAAAAGCUAGAGCUUUAGAACGGCAUACAUUAAGGCACAAAAAUACUGGAAAAUGGGCCAAGAACCAGUUAAUUCGAGCCAAGUAUGAUAAAGAGGUACGACAGCAGAUAGCUGAACAGUUAGCUGUAAGUAGAAGUUUGACACAUAAAACACAAGACACAGAGAGUACUGAUGACGAAGCUGACAACAAUGAAGCAAUACCAGAUAUAACGUUAUCUCAAGACCCCAUGAAUCCUUGGAUGUUGCAAAGGUCUGAUAAAUCUAAUGUAGAUGCUGAAUUUGACUUUGGUUACAAGAAAUAUUUGAAAGAUAAAAUGUUCAAGAGAAAGGACAAUGAUAGUGAAUCAGAUUCCAAUGAUGAAGAUGCGAACAAGAUGGUUAGUGAAAAAAUUAAUUCUUUAAAAGAAAGUAUAGCAAAAUUGGCUACAUCUGAUAUUGAAGGUUCUGCAGUUGAAGAGUUCAUUGUUGACACAAAUAAAUUGAAUAAAGAAAUAGCUAAUCUUAAAGCUUCUAAUAAUGCACUGGAUAAAAAGAAAAAGAAAAAAUCUAUUGUUGCUACAUCAAACUGGAUAGUUGAAGAGGUUGGCAAUAGCAUAAGAAAUGAUAUUACACAAGAAGUGUCUUCUGCGUUUGAAAACUUAGAAGACGAUGUUGCAAACAAAGUUGAGCAAAAGCUAAAAAUGCUGAGAGAGGAUAUUGAGCGCAUAGGCAAAUCAGAAAAGCCUUUUAAAAACACAAGAAGCAAAAAAGAUACAGAAAAAGAUAUUGAUAAUCUCGAAUACUUGAAAUUGAAAAAUCAAAAAACGAAAACCAUAAUUGAUGAAGAAUUAUUAGAAACUAAUAAAUCAAAGAAAACGGAAGACUCGGACGUUAUAAAUUCUGCAGCUAAAAUUAUAGAAACUGCUCAGCAUAACACACAAGACGGUGUUAGCACUGAUAUUGAUCCAAAUAGGUUUAUUGAAGUGAAACCUAAAUACCUUAACACUGCAUUAUCAAACUUAGAUAAUGACAAUGAUGAGUUGGAUGAUGAUCAAGUUGUACCUAAAGUGAAUAUCGAAGAAGUAUUUGAAGAAGAUGAUGUAGUUGCCAGUUUCCGACAAGAGAAAGAAGACGAAGCUAAAAAGGAUCAACCCACUGAUAUUGACCUUAGCCUUCCGGGUUGGGGGAGUUGGGGUGGCAAAGGUGUUAAAGCUCCGAAAAGAAAAAGGAAUAGAUUUAUUCUCAAAGCUCCGCCUAAAAUGCCUCGACGAGACGAAAAUAAAGGGGAUGUUAUUAUAAAAGAGUAUAAAGAUCCAAAGAUGGCUGUCCAUAAAGUAACAGAUGUGCCAUUCCCUUUUACAAGUAUUAAAGAGUAUGAAGCUUCCAUCAGAGCUCCUAUUGGCAACACAUUCAUACCUGAAAGUGCACAUAAGAAGUUAAUUCGACCAAGUGUUAUUACUAAGGCAGGCACAAUAAUUGAACCGAUGGAUGAAGAAGAACUACUGCUGCAGAAAAAUAGGAAUUUCAGUAACAAUGAUGUUCUAAGACUAUUAGCAAAAAAAUAA